AUGAAAAGUGACAGACCAAUAUAUAAAGUUUGCAAAUAUUGCGAGAAAGAAUUUUAACAAAAUGAAAUCUUCAACCAUCAACGAUCAUGUAUUUCCAAGUCAAAAGAAAUAAACAAGUCAAAUUCUUCAAAGCCUUAAAUAAAUGCUCAACAUAUUUAGUCAGAGCAAUAGCAUUAGUCUUUUCAAAAAUCAUCAUCCUUAUAAAAUAAUUAAAAUUUUCAAGAAAGCAAUGUUGAUCUUUAAUUGUCUCAGAAGAUCCAUGAUAAAUAUAAUGGUAAAAUUAUAGUUUUAGGUGUUAUACAAUUACCUAAAGAGGAUAGCAUAAGGUAUGAGGAAUAAUAGAAAUAAAACAUAUAAUAAUAAUAACCCUCCUAUGAAAGGCAACCUUAUCAAAACUGUAAUUAACAAUAAUUCUCUCAAUAAGAAGCUUAUAAUCAAAAACCUAAUUUUGAAUAACUCUACUAUUAAUAACCCUAGCAAUCAGUCAUAAAUUAAGUAGAUGUAUCAAAUUUAAUAAAAUGCGAACACUGCAAUUGCCUUUUAAAUUCUGAGGACAAAGAUUUUCAUGAAAUGAAUUGUUCUUCAGUUAUUCGAUUUUAAGAACUAAUCAAAGACUUAGAUUAACCAUAAGAAUAAGAAAUCCCUUCUUAGUCUAUCUCAUUUAUUAUAGCCAAUAAUUAAACAAUAAUUGCACAAUACCUCUAAAUUCAUUCUGAAUGCAAAGAUAUUAUAUAAAAAGGCAAAAAACUAUUGGAUGGAGCUAUGUUUAAAAACUUGAAAUUUAAGAAAACUUUAGAUUAAAAAACUUGCUACUUUUGUUCAGACUACUUCAAAGAAGACGAGAUCAUUUAUAAUCUAGAAUGCUGCCUCUUAAAAAGUCAUAAAAAAUGUUUACAUAACAUGGUCAAAAAAAGUACCAAAUGCUAUAACUGCAAGAAAGAAUUAUUUCCAUUCAAGGGACAAGUCAAAAGAUGA
Molecule: messenger RNA, 975 nt
Organism: Paramecium tetraurelia
Lineage: Eukaryota; Ciliophora; Oligohymenophorea; Peniculida; Parameciidae
Exons: 2
Source: RefSeq, a predicted model, not a curated record